This is a messenger RNA of Cynara cardunculus var. scolymus (artichoke), 1266 nucleotides long. RefSeq lists its product as uncharacterized. Lineage: Eukaryota; Viridiplantae; Streptophyta; Magnoliopsida; Asterales; Asteraceae. The record is from RefSeq and is a predicted model, not a curated record. Gene Ontology annotation, molecular function: zinc ion binding; nucleic acid binding. The transcript has a single exon. The coding region runs from base 1 to 1266 and encodes 421 amino acids.
AUGGCAAAGGAGAUGUGGGAUGCGAUCAAAUCCCCGAACUUAGGUGCAGAUCAGAUGAAGGAAGCACGAUUGCAAACAUUGACUUUGGAAUUCGAAAGUUUGAAGAUGAAAGAAACGGGCACAAUUGAUGAGUUCUCUUCAAAACUAUCGGGCAUUGCGACUGUUUCAGCGUCACUCGGAGGAACAAUCUCGCAAGAAAAGUUGGUGAAGAAAUUUCUUACGAGCCUUCCUAAACGAUUCGUGCACAUCGUGGUGGCACUCGAGCAAGUUUGGGACUUAAAAGCCGUUAUAUAUGAAGAUGUUGUUGGAAGGCUAAAAGCUUACGAGAAACGGACUAAAGAUACCGACAAAGCAUUCGAUUCCGGUGAAAAGCUACUGUAUGCCAAAACCGAAAACUCAAAUCGAAACCAAGACUCAAGCCGUGGCAAAAGACACGGUGCAAACCGAGGGGGACGAGGCUGUGGACGUGGCCGUGGUAGGGGUAACACCCAAUACCAUGAUAACCAGGGUGUUGAACAGAAAAAAGGUAAUAAUAAAAAGAAGCGAGAUAUGUCAACAAUUAAAUGUUACCGUUGCGACAAAUAUGGACACUUUGUGUCAAGAUGCCCGGACCGAUGGCGUAACCAUGAAGCAAACCUUAAUGAUGUUCAAGAAGGAGUGAAUCACGAGGAAGGAACAUUCUUUAUGAUGAAAGAAGAAACAGUGUUUCUAAAUGAAGACAAAUAUGUUCCUCCCAAAGUCGAACCAAACCAAGGUGACGACAAUGUUUGGUAUCUCGACAAUGGCGCAAGCAAUCACAUGACCGGAAAGUAUUCUUACUUUUCGGAAUUGAAUGAACGAAUAAUCGGAAGAGUGAGAUUUGGAGAUGGCUCGUGCGUACGGAUAGCAGGGAAGGGAUCGAUUUUGUUCGAAGGUAAAAACGGAGAACAAAAAAUAAUGAAAGAUGUUUACAAUAUUCCAUCACUUCAAAGCAAUGCGAUAAGUCUAGGUCAAAGUACAUUAUCCGGAUGUGAUAUCCGACUUUAUGGUAAUUUCUUGACAAUGAAAGAUCGGAAUGGAAGGUUGCUCAUGAAGGUCCCGGAAAGUGAAAUCCGUAAUAAGAUAUUGGCUGUAAUUGAAAAGGUUUUUGAUGCAUACAAGUAUUUUUGUAUCGUCUUUAUAAAAUCCGACGAGAAGUUGGAAAGCCUCAUUGUUUACAAACAAAAAUUGAUGAUGAGUCUUGGUUGUGGCAUGCACGUCUCGGCCAUAUCAACUUUGGUGCGGUGA